CAGAAUCUCGCACACCCAGACACGCAGACUGCGCACUGGCCUGGGUCUGGUUAUGUUGUGCAUAGGGGCGUCCUUCCACCACCUCGACAUGUGCAGCACCACAUCUUUUAUCUCGUCGCCAUUCCCCUCACCCUCCCCUCCAUCCUCAACACCAUCGCUCCGUUCUCCUUUCUGGUGAAUCAUCAAAGGAGCUGCUCACAUCCUGUGACACGUUUGGACUCUUCCGUCACUCAUCCCUGGCUCGCGAUGGCCUUCGAUCCCACCCACCCACCUCACAUUCUUUGAACCAUAUUAUUUUCUCUACUGCUCGCUGAUACCACUAUCGCCUAUUUCGACGCUCGCGCUCUCUACCCCCUUUGGUUUCAUCGUCCAAACUACUCCUGUAGUCAAGGAGAAAAAGCAAGGAAAUUGCCACCAUGCCGUUCAACUCAGCCCUCAAGCUCAAGUCGAUCCUCGCCCUCGCUGCUUCGCUCGGCCUGCUAUCUGCCAGUGGAGCCUCGGGAGCCAAGGGAGGCACAAUCCAAGUCGUCAGCCAGAAUGCUGGCAUUUCUGCGCAGAUGAUGUUCCUCGGCACCGACAGCACCGUGUAUAUGCUUGACAAGGCCGAGAAUAACCCAGCGAAGGUCAACGGCCACCCUGCGUGGGCGACCGUGUAUGACUUCAAUUCGAACACAUACCAGAGCAUGGACGUCAGCGCCAACCCCUUCUGCGCUGGCGGCGCUGACCUCGGUGACGGCCGCAUGCUCGUCACUGGUGGCAACAAGGCUGUCGGUUCCGGCGGCGGCACCGUUGAGGAGGGCAGUGGGCCCUACCAGGACUACGAUGGCGGUCACGCGAUCCGCACUCUCAAGCCGGGCUCGGGCGCCACCUGGAAGAUCUCGCCCAACGCUCUGAAUGCCGAGCGUUGGUACCCGACCGUUGAGCCACUCAAGGACGGCUAUGUCAUGAUCAUUGGUGGCAUGAGAGAUGGUGGAUACGUUCCAACGUCUGGCUCGGUCACGGCUUCGUACGAGUUUUACCCACCAAAAGGUGAUGGGCGGUCGCGCAACCUUGACUUCCUCAACCGGACGACUCCACUCUCGCUGUUCCCCAUUAGCUUCCUCAUGUCCAACGGCGAGAUGUUCAUGCAAGCCAACAAGCAGGCCAUCCUCUGGAAUUACCAAAAGCAGAGCGAGACGCGUCUGCCCAACGCCCAGGUCCCUAAGGUCUACCCAGCCUCGGCGGGUUCGGUUCUGCUCCCCCUCGAGCCGGACAGCAACUACCUUGAGACGGUCCUCUUCUGCGGUGGCCUGUCGCUCGGUUCAGCCAAAAAAUGGGGUAACGAGGGUGGCGUCGGACAGCAAAUUACCAACGUACCCGCGAGCACCAUCUGCGAGCAAAUUGAGCCGGUCAAGUCCCAAACCUGGGAGGCCGUCGACAACCUUCCGUCGGGUCGCUCCAUGGGUCAGUUCAUCACCCUUCCAGACGGCAAACUCCUGUUUAUCAACGGUGUCAAGAAGGGAACUGCGGGUUACAAUACCGACCCCAGCAGCGUUGGUAAGCCUGUUGGCCAAUCCUACGGUGACGAUCCAGAGUACACGCCUUACCUGUACGACCCGAAGGCAACCAAGGGCACGCGCUGGUCCGCCGCAGGCGGAAAGCUGUUCGACGGGCGGUUGUACCACUCUUCCGCAACGCUGCUGCCUGAUAGCUCUGUUCUCAUCGCGGGCAGCAACCCGAAUGCCGAUGUGACGACAACGCACUGGAAGACGACCUACUCGGUCGAGCGCUGGUACCCCACAUGGUAUGACCAGACGCGUCCAUCGAACAGCGGCCUUCCGUCGAGCUUCAGCUACGGUGGCGACGGCUUCCAGCUGAUCUUCUCCAACCCCAACGACGCCGCAAAUGCCAAGGUCAAGAUCAUCCGCACCGGCUUCAGCACGCACGCGAUGAACAUGGGUCAGCGCUCCAUCACGCUGCGCAGCGUCGCAAAGGGCAACACGCUCUACGUCGGGCAGCUACCCAACAACCCAAACCUCUUCGCGCCGGGUCGCGCCCUCGCGUUCGUGGUUGUCAAUGGCGUCGCCAGCCAGGGCAAGUUUGUCAUGGUCGGCAACGGGAAGAUCGGUACGCAGCCCACGUCGGCGGACACGCAGCUGCCCUCAGUCACGACUAUCAAAAAGACGCCCUCAUCUUCAAUAGAGAAAAAGCAGGCAACCAAAAAGACCCACAGCACCGCCACGGCCGCUGACACCCCUGACGACACCAUCAAGAACGAGCAUGCGUACACUUCUGCCAAAGUCCCGUCGGCUGAGGAGAGCAAGGAUAUUGCGGAGAGCUUCGGCUCUGGCCUCGCAUCGCACCGAAGGCGCCGCGCUCACUCGAUCAACGGCGAGGUGUUCUAAAGUUAUUGAAUCACCCCUCUUCCUCCAGAUCGAUAUCCCCCUUUCGCCUAUCGCCCUUCUUGCUCUGCAAGCACCCUUAGCUCUGCUGAGCUCCCCUUUGACUUCACUUUCCGAACGAGCGAGUAUUAUGCAUUGUUGCGAGGGAAAGUUGAACAGGCGGAUAUGUACGCCCCCUCCCCUUUUGGAUCCCAAUUUGACCCUAACGCUUUCCAGCAAGACAGUUCUUUGAUAUAUGAUAUUGUGUAUUUUCUUUGACACCGUGAUUCGUAUCCGUACACCAAGCGUUGUGCAG
Tilletiaria anomala UBC 951 is the source of this 2676-nucleotide messenger RNA. Its product is annotated as copper radical oxidase. Bases 417 to 2384 code for a protein of 655 amino acids. Lineage: Eukaryota; Fungi; Basidiomycota; Exobasidiomycetes; Georgefischeriales; Tilletiariaceae. The record is from RefSeq and is a predicted model, not a curated record. The transcript has 4 exons.